AUGGCCGAGGAAGGCAAAGGUGCUGGAGGUGAAGUGGACGUCAACACUGCUCUACAAGAGGUGCUGAAGACCGCCCUCAUCCACGAUGGCCUAGCACGUGGCAUACGCGAAGCUGCCAAAGCCUUAGACAAGCGCCACGCCCUUCUCUGUGUGCUUGCAUCCGACAGUGAUGAGCUCAUGUAUGUCAAGCGGGUGGAGGCGCUUUGUGCUGAGCACCAGAUCAACCUGAUAAAGGUUGACGGCAACAAGAAACCAGGGGUAGGCCUCUGUAAAAUCCACCGAGAGGGGAAACCACCGAAAGUGGUUGGUUGCUGUUGCAUGGUAGUUAAGGACUGUGACAAAGAAUCUCAGGAUGUCAUCGAGGAGUACUUCAAAUACAAGAAAUGGAUAAAUAAAAUUUUGAAGAGCCAUUGUCCUUUGGACUGCUUGGACUUUGUAGAGCACGAAGCAGGAAAUCAGCCACCUCCCUGGACCCUACCCACCCUGGCAUUUUCUCUGUUGCUUCUCCCUUCCUUGAAAACAUUCCAGGAGGGCAGCUUUAUUGCCUCAGCACUCAAGUAUUGCCCGGACCACCAGCAGCCUGAGAAUCUGACAGCCCGGCCUCCUAGCAAGCCGGGGUACUCCUGUGCUCAUACUACACUUCCCCACACCCAGAGCAGUGUCCCUCAGCGGCUUCUCAUAGCCCAAUACCCGCCCGGUGGCGUGAUCAAACUUCUUGCAUCCUGCUUCCCUAAACAGGCCGAGCCCAGUGGCGAAGCGGACUCGGGAUGCCAUUAA
This is a messenger RNA of Rattus rattus (black rat), 777 nucleotides long. RefSeq lists its product as uncharacterized. Bases 1 to 777 code for a protein of 258 amino acids. Gene Ontology annotation, molecular function: structural constituent of ribosome. Gene Ontology annotation, biological process: translation. The transcript is spliced from 4 exons. The record is from RefSeq and is a predicted model, not a curated record. Lineage: Eukaryota; Metazoa; Chordata; Mammalia; Rodentia; Muridae. Gene Ontology annotation, cellular component: cytosolic small ribosomal subunit; ribosome.